CAGGGGUCGUGCAGCAGCCGGUCUUGCACAGCUGUUUUUCUGCCCAGAGCACGCACGCACACACACCGGGAAGCCAACCCCGGGGGGAGGAGGAGGAGGAGGAGGAGAUUGCCAUUUCAACGGGUUUGCAUUUCAGGUGAUCGUGUGUGUGUGUGAGAGAGAGAGAGAGUUUCCCCUUCUGCAUUAGGACCCGGGGAGAAUUGCUCUAUUCAGAGAUCAAUGCGCCUGCGCCGUCUUGAAGUGUCCGGAGCCCGGGCGGGCUGGACUGAGCCGCUAGUUCCCUGCUGGCGCCCCGCCUCCAGCACCACCUGCGAGCUCAGGGGCCGGCCGGCGGGCGUGGGGUGGGGGACUGAUCUCCGCAUCGCCAGCGCAAGCCAGCCGAGGCAGCAGCGUGAGGGAGCCCGGCUGGAUCUCCUGCUGCUGCCUGAGCCGCGGGGGACGGAGGAAUAAAGGGGUCUCCACCACCACUGCUAUGCCCCCCCGCACCUUUGCAGUCCCCCCACCCUCUGCAUAGGCGCAACCCCCUCCCCCCCACCCCCCCAAGCUCAGGCGGGGAGCUGGAGCUGUGUGCGCAGCGCUGUCCAUUCAGCACCAAGCCCGGGCAGCCCCUGGCAAGCACCGCUUUGUGAUCGGAGCAAGGACGGGCAAAGCCGGCUCGCAGGUACCAGGGCGCCUGGCGCUGCCGGUCGGACUGCUGCAGAAUGUGAAGUGAAUCAACCCGGAGCGAGCCGAGAGGGGGAAAUCCCCCGCCGGAGCCGUCGCUUUUGUCUGGAUUCAAGCUCUGCAGCUGGAGAUUUUUGUUGGUCCCCCUUCUGCUGCUUCUACAUUUCGGUGGCUUUACCUUCGCCCCCAAAGAAUUGUGGGGGGGGGGGGGAGGUUUGGGGGGCUAGGGAGGGGAGGGGAGGGGGGGUUUAAAAUCAGGAUCGCUGCGUGUUGAGCUCCCCAACGGCAGCUACCUCAGCUUCUGUCUGUCUCUCAAGGACUUAAAGUGCAGCACAAGCGACAGAGAGAGGGUUUGUUGUUGUUUUUUUUUUAAAAAAAACCAAACCCAACCCUUUAUCAAUAGAUCUGGUCUGUGGCUGCGGCUGGGCGCUCGUAUCCGCCCCCUCCAUCCCCCACGGUGUGUCCGUCUGUCUGCGAUCCCCUUAUACCCUCUCCCCGCGCACCCACCCUCCGUUUGUUUUUGCACCCAGCUGCCACCAUCAUCAACCCCCGCCCCCUUCCCAGCUAAGAGGUUCCUUGAGCAGAUGUGCAGCACUGGAUUCUUUUUUGGCCACAUCUAACUAAGGGAAGAACCUCCCCCUGCCCCGUACCUAGGUACCUGGCAGACCUCUGCGACUGCUGUUCUUGGGGAGUGGGUGCCCUCUCCUCUCCAAACCCUGGCUUAAAAUAAAACGGUACAAGAGCUUUUAACGGCAAAUAAAAGGAACCUUAGGACUGCCAGCGUUAACUUUCAGUGGUGCCCUUGGGGUUGUAGCAUUUGGAAGAACAGGCCCGAGGGACUGACACCAGUUGGGUGCCCUUUGCCUAGGUGAUUCCUGACCAGCUGGAUAAAUUACCCGGUUAGGUAUCGAUUGCUGUCAAGAAGCCGCCCCCUUAUGGGCUUGCUGUGUGCCGUGCUUCCUUGCAUGGGUCUGCGACAUGCCUAAUAAGAGACGAGAUGGGCCAGGGCGACGAGAGCGAUCGCAUCGUGAUCAACGUGGGAGGGACUAGGCACCAGACUUACCGCAGCACCCUGCGCACCCUGCCUGGCACUCGGCUGGCCUGGAUCGCUGAGCCCGAUGCCCACAGUCAUUUUGACUAUGACCCGCGCACAGACGAGUUCUUCUUCGACCGGCACCCGGGCGUCUUUGCCCACAUCCUGAACUACUACCGCACAGGCAAGCUGCACUGCCCAGCGGAUGUGUGUGGGCCUCUGUACGAGGAGGAGCUGGCCUUCUGGGGCAUUGACGAGACCGAUGUGGAGCCCUGCUGCUGGAUGACCUACCGCCAGCACCGGGACGCCGAGGAAGCCCUUGACAGUUUUGGUGGGGCACCACUGGAUAGCAGUGCUGACGACGGAGAUGCAGAUGGCACUGGAGACUCCGGGGAUGGCGAGGAAGAGCUGGAGAUGACUAAACGCUUGGCACUCAGCGACUCACCAGAUGGCAGGUCCGGGGGCUUUUGGAGAAGGUGGCAGCCCCGAAUCUGGGCACUUUUUGAGGACCCCUAUUCCUCCAGAUAUGCAAGGUACGUGGCAUUCGCCUCCCUCUUCUUCAUUCUGGUCUCCAUCACCACCUUCUGCCUCGAGACCCACGAGAGAUUUAACCCCAUCGUGAACAAAACAGAGACUGAAUUCAUUGGCAACGACACCCACGUGCGACACUACAGGGAAGCGGAGACCGAGGCCUUUCUGACCUAUAUCGAAGGCGUCUGUGUGGUCUGGUUUACAUUUGAGUUCCUGAUGAGAAUCACUUUCUGCCCAAACAAGGUGGAAUUUAUCAAAAACUCUUUGAACAUCAUUGACUUUGUGGCCAUUCUGCCUUUCUAUCUGGAGGUUGGACUCAGUGGCCUGUCUUCCAAAGCUGCUAAGGAUGUCCUGGGCUUCCUACGAGUAGUCCGGUUUGUGCGAAUUCUGCGAAUUUUCAAGCUGACUCGCCACUUUGUGGGGCUGCGGGUCCUGGGACAUACUCUCCGUGCCAGCACAAAUGAAUUCUUGCUGCUCAUCAUAUUCUUGGCAUUGGGCGUCUUAAUCUUUGCCACAAUGAUCUACUAUGCUGAGAGAAUAGGUGCUAAACCCAAUGAUCCUAGUGCCAGUGAACAUACACACUUUAAAAAUAUCCCCAUCGGCUUUUGGUGGGCUGUUGUCACCAUGACUACCCUGGGCUAUGGAGACAUGUAUCCUCAGACUUGGUCAGGCAUGCUGGUGGGGGCUCUCUGUGCUCUUGCAGGCGUGCUGACCAUUGCCAUGCCUGUCCCCGUCAUUGUGAACAAUUUCGGAAUGUAUUACUCCUUAGCUAUGGCUAAGCAGAAGCUACCAAAGAAAAAAAAGAAGCAUAUCCCGAGGCCACCCCAGCUGGGAUCCCCCAAUUAUUGUAAAUCUGUCGUAAAUUCUCCACAUCACAGUACUCAGAGCGACACAUGCCCACUGGCCCAAGAAGAAAUUUUAGAAAUUAACAGAGCAGAUUCGAAACUGAAUGGUGAGGUGGCCAAGGCGGCGCUGGCAAAUGAAGACUGUCCCCACAUAGACCAGGCUAUAACGCCUGAUGAGGGCCUGCCCUUUACCCGCUCUGGCACUCGGGAGAGAUAUGGACCCUGCUUCCUCUUAUCAACCGGGGAAUAUCCCUGCCCGCCUGAUGGAGGAAUAAGAAAGGGUUAUGAAAUGUCACGGAGCCUUAACAACAUAGCUGGCAUAAGCGGAAAAGCGAUAGGAUUAUCCUCAGUGUCUGCGCCCUACAGCUCUCCUAGCCCAGUGAGACGUUCUUGGUCUCCCAUUCCAUCUAUUUUGUAGCAUGGAUCAGUAGCAGAGAAUGGUCUAAAAAGCUUUAUUUACAAUUAGCCUAUGCUAUGUUGCAUAUUAUCCAGGUGACUAAAUCUGAAGAUGUCAUGUCUCACAGUAGCACCUCAUGGGCAUGGUGUUACUACUGACAUUUGGUGACAAUACCCUUAAAUAGUAUAAAGAUGACACUAGGUGGGCAUUAAAUAGUACUGGUAGGCCAUAUGCUGCAUGAUAUUGGUACAUAGGAUGAAGGGUGGAUGCACCAGAUAAUUUCUUUAAUGGUGCACCAUGCUGGUAUGUGCUUAUCUUGGCUAAUGGUGGAUCCACUGGCUCUUAUGGAAUGGGUUAGGCAUUUAGUCAAUGCUGAAACGUGCCAACGAUUGAAGAUUUUGAUUUUCUCAGGAUAUUUUUGAGCCAUAGGAACCCUGCAGGAGUUUGAGCAAACAAGCACAGUAGGAUGAAACUUUGCAUGGUCGCCUAUUAUAAGUUGAAAGCAAUACUCAGAUACACUGUAGAGAGGUCUCAGUCGGGCUGACUGCAUGGAAAAAAAAUCCUGUUGAAGAAGAAUAUGGCUGCCUCUGCAUGUAGCUACUCUACCUUUUCCUCCUUCCUUUAAAACUAAAAUGCCAAGCUUGAUUUGAAAAGCGCAGGAAAGAAGCUCAAGUAUUGAUUGUAUUCUUUACAUGCAGAUCUUUGCAAAGAAAGUCCUGUCAUUGCUAAAUAUAUGCCAACAGAGGCAGUCAGAGUGACUUGACAAGGCGAGAUGGAGAUGAACAUUGAUGGCUAAUAAACAUCUGUGUGGAACUGUGCAGGCAUAGAAGACCUCCUCAUUUGGACAAAGUAAACUCGCUCCAUGCAGGUUUUAAGGAUGAUUCUAUGUGGUUUCAGAGUUGUACUAGAGAUGCAGGCUUUUUCUACGGCCAAAAUGUAACAAAACUGUAGAAAAUCUCUUCUUCCUUUAUUUUUGUUUUGUUCAUAGCAUGAAUUGCAUGAAGUAAACAAAAACUGCAAUUGUAUGAUUAACUUUAAGGGGGGAAAAAAGCAAAGUGAUAUAUUUUCUUUGAAAGCUCUUUACUUUUACAUACAUUGUUGUAGCCAAAAUGUAAAACAUUAUAAAACUGUACAUUUAUUUGCUAUGGAUUGCUUCUUUUUGUAUACAAGAUACAGAGUAAUGGUUUUUAAAAGUGCAAUCAGGCAGUCAUCGGUCAUAUUGACCAUGCCUUCAUAACUCAUCACACUGACAUGGAAAUCAAGAACUUUUAAUUCAACUAGAAUUGUGUAAAUUUAGGAAACUCCUUUUUUUCCUGUCUGUUUUCAUUGGCAUGCUUGUGACACAUGGGACCUUUCUUUGGACUGAUGGUAACAGCUGGUCUAGAUUUAAUUUCCAGCUCUGGUUAUGUAUUUUUUGAUGUAUAGAUCCAACGUGAAGACCCUUCAUAACAAAUUGUUCAUAUUAAGUAAUCAGUAUGGAUUUGAAACAAAAAAGGUGUUAUUUUAAAACUGAGACUUACAAUACAAAAAUCAGGAGAAUAUUCAAGUAUAAACUUGUCUCAAAGUUUAAGAAACAAGACAACAGCAUUGUAUGCAAUUUAGUACUUCUGAGUAAAAUGCAUGCACAAUGUUAUGCAAAACAAUUCUAGCAUGAAAUAAAUUUUGUAUCAUGGUUUCAGUGCCUGCUGUACAGUGUAAAGCAGAAUUAUUUUCUGAAGUGAUCAGGGUUUCCAGAGACUUGCUUCUGAAAUCUUGAAUAAUAUAUAGUGUUCCCAACAGAAAUGCUGGAGAGAAGCUUGGUAUUGGUUUGAUUCUAAAAUGGUAAUUUUGGUUAGUGGAUAACAAAGGAAGCCUGCAAACACUUGAUACAACCAAUGUCUGAAGUUUUCACAGCACUAGUAAAUAUUACCAGGGAAGAUAAAAUCUAGAAUUAU
Molecule: messenger RNA, 5403 nt
Organism: Dermochelys coriacea (leatherback sea turtle)
Lineage: Eukaryota; Metazoa; Chordata; Testudines; Dermochelyidae
Gene: KCNC1
Product: potassium voltage-gated channel subfamily C member 1
Exons: 4
Coding region: 1661-3490 (609 amino acids)
Biological process (GO): potassium ion transmembrane transport; protein homooligomerization
Cellular component (GO): neuronal cell body membrane; voltage-gated potassium channel complex; axon
Molecular function (GO): protein binding; delayed rectifier potassium channel activity
Source: RefSeq, a predicted model, not a curated record